This is a messenger RNA of Candidula unifasciata, 677 nucleotides long. Lineage: Eukaryota; Metazoa; Mollusca; Gastropoda; Stylommatophora; Geomitridae. The record is from the annotation of a GenBank genome assembly.
AUGGAUCUCAGGCUUGCUUUUGAUGACGAUGAUUUAAACACAACAAGAGAGAAAACCAGAGAUGAUAUUAAUCUACCGUACAAUGUUAAAACGUGCAGUCCCCAGUGGUUUGAAUCUGUCGUGGAGUCAUACCAAAAGAAUUUUGUGGACACAGAAGCAGAAGUGGACCUGGAGCAGAUACCACAAAUAUUUAAAUACAGCGGCGACUUUCAUUACCAUAAACAAAAUUAUGAGAUUGCUGCACAGAGAUACAAACGUUCUUUAGAGCUUUUACCUGAGAAUAAUGUCUUGAUGAGGAUAGAUGUGAAGGAAUCCCUUUGUAGGUGUUAUCUGUACUGUGGCCAAACCAGUGAAAGUCUACAAUUAGCAAGAGAUAUGGUGUCAGAGAUGUCUAAUCAAGAUGAAACACAUCAAAGGCAAGCAUUAUUACUCUUGUCAACGGUGUGUGAAAAGAUGGAAAGAUGGGCAGAGUGUGUUGAAUGCUUGGAGAAACUGUGCACCAGACAUCCCUAUUUUGCUCAGUGUUGGGAUGGGCUUGGCGAUGCCUACAUGAAGCUGUAUUCUCAUCCUUCAGUAGACAACGGCAUUCUUGUGAAGGAAGAAGCAUUUAAUGGAGGAGGCCAUUUUAAUUCUGAAAUACAUAUAGUCAGACCACUAACAUGCUACAUCAGAGCGAG